This is a messenger RNA of Capronia epimyces CBS 606.96, 4824 nucleotides long. RefSeq lists its product as uncharacterized. The record is from RefSeq and is a predicted model, not a curated record. Lineage: Eukaryota; Fungi; Ascomycota; Eurotiomycetes; Chaetothyriales; Herpotrichiellaceae. The coding region runs from base 1 to 4824 and encodes 1607 amino acids. The transcript has 7 exons.
AUGCGUCGGUCCUUACUCUUUCCUUACGUACAGUCUCUCGUUACCUUGGUCAUUUUGCUCAAUUUCCUGUUCAUACACCAUGUUGAGGCUCUUGCGAGUACAGACACCAUCACCUGGGGUGGUGCAAACGACAGAACCGGCUAUCAAAACAAUCACAACAUGGAUCCAGCUGUUGUUGGAAGCGCUCAGUUCGGCCUCUUAUUCAAGACCCGGCUUCCUGGUACUUAUCUCAUCAACGGACAAAAUGUGCCUGAGCAGAUAUUUUCUCAAUCCCUGGUCUACACUGGUUCUGAUGGUGUUCAAUAUCUCUAUGUUGCUACCACUCAAAAUAAUCUGUACAAGAUUGUCGCCAAAACCGGUGUCAUCGUGGCCUCUCGAAACAUUCAUCGACCUUUUCUAGUCAGCGAUCUGAACGGCUGUGUUGACAUCAGUCCAACAGUGGGAGUUACCGCAACCGGAGUCAUCGAUCCAGACACAGACACAUGGUAUUUGACAUCGAAAACUUACGCAGAUCAAGAUCUCAAUGGUCCCACGGGUCGUCCGAAUGGUCGAUAUUAUAUUCACGCUGUCAGCACGGUGGAUUUGUCUGAAAGACCCAAUUUUCCGGUCAAUCUGGAAGGCAUGUCAGCUAGGAACAAUCCUGCACGAUCUUUCAACGGUGGCAUCCACCAUCAACGUCCGGCUUUGCUUCAUACCGGCAAUUUCGUCUACGCCGGCUUUGCUAGUCAUUGCGUCCAAUGGAAUUUCACUGGCUGGAUCGUGGGCUGGGAUAAAGGGACUGGUCAGCUUGUGGAAAGAUUUGCGACAGAAGGCGCUGGUGUCGGUCCGACCGUUCCUGGUGCAGGCGUGUGGAUGUCUGGUGGUGGUCUUGCAACGGAUGGCAAGGGCUCCAUGUUCUUCGCGACCGGAAACGGAUACGCGUCUCAACUUGACGGGAUACCCGUCAAUGGAAGAAAUCCGCCGACGUCCCUCGAAGAAGCUGCUGUACACAUGGCGAUCAAUGAUGAUGGUUCUUUGACUGUUGUUGAUUUCUUCAUGCCAUGGGAGAAAACUCAAUUGGAUGGUGCUGACAAAGCAGAUCUUGGAACGUCACCCCUAGAAUUGCUCCCAAGCCAGUUCUCUUGCGGCGACAUCACUCGGAUGGGCGUCGUGACUGGCAAGAGUGGCAAGACUUACUGGCUUGAUCUUGACAACCUUGGAGGCUAUCAGAAUGGCCCAAACAAGCUUGACAACGUGAUCCAGGUCUAUCAGAACGAAAAUUCGGUCUAUGCUGGAGCUGGCGUCUACCCACUAGAAGGAGGUUACAUCUACAUCAACGUCAUCCAGUAUCAGACUCACGUCUUCAAAUUCUCUUGCAACAACGGCGUUCCAUAUUUCAACAAAGUGGCCGACUCCCCCGAGAAGAAUGCAUAUAUUCUAGGGGUUGGUCAUGGCACAGUCACAUCGCUGAACGAUCAACCUGGGACUGGUCUAGUGUGGACGUCGGACGUUGAAGGCUCUAAUUUGAGAAUCUACAACGCUGUUCCCAACAAUGGCGUCCUGCAGGAGAUCAACUCUUUUGUUACUCCUGGUACCACCAAGUUUACCAGACCUGUCUUUGGAGAUGGAAUAGUCUAUCAGGGGACUACUGUGGGAUACAUUUAUGCUUAUGGUGCGCCCGUCAACUUACCGUUGAAUUGUACAGCUCUACAAUUUGGCACUGUCAACCUGAAUACAACAACGGCUCCCAUGACGGUGGCAUGCACGGCCAACACUGCAGUCACAGUAACUGCGGCAGCGCUCUCGGGCAACCCAAACUUUGCCAUUGGGGGUCUACCCAAUUUCCCACUUACAGUGGCCCAAGGACAACAGUUCUCGUUUCCAGUCACCUUUACUCCCCAGACCGUGGGGCCUUUGUCAUCCUCUGUCAUUCUCAACACUACGCAACAGGCAGGCGGCUUUAGCAUCAACACUCCCGUGCAACUCAAGGGCACCGGCCAGAGCCAGGCUGCUCUGUUGAUGGUUACGCCGAACACCGUCAGUUGGAAUGGAGUGAUUACCGGACAACAGGCGGGCGGAGUCGAUCAAUCCGUGAUCAUUAGCAAUCUCGGAAACGGUCCUCUCAGCAUCACCAACAUCUUAUAUUCGGUGGUGGGCGAGACUGGUCCCUGGAUUACGCCAAAUGGCACGCAAACCGCAGCCGCCGUCUCUGCAUUCACCUUCUACAACAUGCCGCUCUCGGUGGCACCGAACAGUGCCGUGACAGUCCCGAUUAAUUUCAAUCCACCGUCCAGCGGCAACUAUGGCGUCUUCGUCCAAGUGGUGUCGAACGGAGGAUCCAAGGUUUUUGAUGUCCUUGCGACAGGCUCUGACGAACCCAAAGCCGUUCUUGAAUUCCAGACUCCCAGUGGAGGAUGGGUUCGGUACGACAACACCACCGCCUUUGAUUUUGGUAAUGUGACGGAGAAUACAAGUCGCUAUCUCAAGAUGCGGCUCACCAAUAGUGGGUCGGCCAACGCAGCAGCCUUGUCAGUGACCGUCAGCAAACCACCCUUCGGUAUCCCAGGCAGCAUCAUCGGGGCCAGCAACCAGGUGGAUCUUGCCGAAGGGACAUUGGUGUACGCCGGACAAAACGUUACUGCCACGUUGUUUUGUUCAGUGCCAAAGAGCCAGAUCAACGUUGACCCGUACCUCGGGACUGCCCAGUGGACCAUGAACCUCAACGACGCCAGCUUCGGGAAGCAGUACAUACAAUUCAUCUGCAAUGCCGUCUCUGAACAAGCACCCCCUUUGAAUCCCGUGACACAACAGGGGAUAUAUCGAUAUGCCGGAUGCUUUACUGAGAACAAUCCAGGCCGACAACUUCAAACGAGUGUCUACAAUGGCCCUCUCAACACCAACGAGCAAUGCAUUUCCCAGUGUUCCGCUGCAGGAUAUAUCUUUGCCGGCACCCAGUAUAACCAAGAAUGUUGGUGCGGCUACAAUCGGCCCAAGACGGUCAACGACGAUGCCAAUUGCAACUUUGCAUGUUCUGGGAACAUCAAUGAAAUCUGUGGAGGCAACGGCAUCACAGGCACCGGUUCCUUUAUUUCGCUUUUCGGCGACAUCACUCGUUGGAACGGGAACACCACCGAUACUCCCGGACCAUACGUCAAUCCUGGCACUCAAGGAUUCCACUCCCUGGGCUGCUAUACUGAAGGAUCUCAAUCUCGUGCAUUGAGUGUGCCGGUGAACGCCAACAACACCGUGGCCGGCUGUCUUCAAGCAUGUCAGGGAUAUUUGUAUUCCGGCGUGGAGUAUGGAGGCCAAUGUUUCUGCGGAAAUUCUCUGUCGACCGGUGCGGUCACUACUCAAGCGUUGGACUGCAGCAUGACAUGCAACAGCAAUCAAACAGAGUAUUGCGGAGGCCCAAGCCGUCUCAACAUGUAUCUCUACGGUAAUGGUAGUCUCCCCAGCUCGACACCGGGGUCGGGCACCCAGAAUGCUCCUGCUCCUGGCCCAACGGCGCCCACAACUCCAGCCACAAUUGGCAAUUUCAGUUAUGUCUCUUGUUACACGGAGGCUGCGACGGGCCGGGCAUUGACGAGCUUUGCUUUGGCCGACAACAGCAUCAACAUUCAAACCUGCGCGAGCAAUUGUACUCAAUACCGAUACUUCGGGGUUGAAUAUGGUCGCGAGUGUUACUGUGGAAAUGCCCUGGGUGCAGGCAGUGUUCCGGCCACCGACGGCCGGUGCAACAUGGCAUGCUCUGGCAACUCAAGUCUGGUGUGUGGCGGCCCCAACGGACUGACACUGUACGCGAACCCGAACUGGACUUCGACUGCAACUACACCGCCGCCGACCGCUACCGCUGCCCCUAUCCCCUCGGGACCGAGCAUCAUCCCCAAUAUUGGCAAUUUCCAAUAUGUUGACUGCCAUACCGAGGCCACCAAUGGGCGCGCGCUAAGUGGAAAAGCUGUCGCCUCCAGUGACAUGACUGUGCAAUACUGUGCAGGAAACUGUACUGGGUUCGCAUACUUUGGCGUGGAAUAUGGGCGUGAAUGUUAUUGCGGGAACAGUCUCGCUGCCGGGUCGGCCACUGCUACGGAUGGCCGUUGUUCCAUGACAUGUGCCGGGAACUCGUCGACCAUCUGUGGUGGGCCGAACGGCUUGUCUUUCUACCAGUUUGUUCUACCGUCGAGCUCGACCAGCACCAGUCUCAGUACUACAACCAGUAUCGCCCCGACGUCCGUGACUUCGACUUUGUUUAGCAAGACAUCGACAUCGACGACCAGUUUCUCCGCCAGUUCAAGUUCAGCCUCGUCGACCACCUCCCGGGCCAAUCAAUCUUCCGCAGUGAACAACUCUACGACAUCAAUCCGCUUUACGGGCUCUACGACUCUUGUCGUCGGUGCAGGUUCCUCAUCUAGCUUGCAGACGACCUCGGUCUUUAGCAAUGCCAGCACAUCCACAUCCACCACGCCUCCUCGGAUCUUGUCGUCCAGCGCAUCGUCCUUUUCAAGGGGUAACGGUACGUCGACUUCACCAACAAAUUCGGUCGCCUCGACUGCUGUGGCGCACGACCAGAUCAGCCUCUCUGACCUUGUCGACUGUGGGAAGCAGUUCUUGGUCCAACACCACACUGUUGGCGUCUACCUCAUCCGCAUCUCUUACGACAUCUUCCAUGUCAAGCAGCAGCCCUUCGACCAUGUCGGCUACAGUGUCAAACAGAAACUCGACUUCAGCUUCGACCUCAAGCUCAAGCGUAACCCGAACUUCCUCUUCCUUUUUCUCUUCAGCUUCAACACUGAUGUCGAUCUCGAGCUCAUCACUGUCGACGACAAACACGAUCAGCGACAAUACUAG